Amphimedon queenslandica is the source of this 1017-nucleotide messenger RNA. Its product is annotated as fatty acid amide hydrolase-like. Gene Ontology annotation, molecular function: catalytic activity. NCBI's taxonomy places the organism in Eukaryota, Metazoa, Porifera, Demospongiae, Haplosclerida, Niphatidae. The record is from RefSeq and is a predicted model, not a curated record. The annotation marks the transcript as partial. The transcript has a single exon.
CCCAUUCAAGACAUGGUGUUCACCAGUUUAAUUGCUGUUGGCCUUAUAUUCCUCUCUCUUUUCUUUUAUGUCACCUCUAGGAGGCCAGUAUGUACAGGAAAGAGAGCAGGAAAGGUUAGAGAGCCCGUGGAACAGCUCCUAGACCCUGCCAAUAAACCAAACAUCAAAUACGAGCUCAAGGGUUUGUCGGCCCCCAUACUGACCGGCUACCCUUUUAGAUGGCUGGUAAGGCUCGGUGGAUUCACAAGACUUGGAAAUAUCGUAAUACCUCAUCUGAAGCGAAACAGCAACCUGGAUCUCCUUGACGGCGAGUACAUACCAGAAACACCAACACUCUAUCCUCCAGUAUCCCCUCCAGUCAGAGACAAAGAAAUUGAACAGUCUAACAUAAAAGUACUAGAGGGCAUUGCUCGGAAGUACGUUUCAACUAAUGAACGCAUAUCUUCAUUGGAUUAUUGGGCUGCGUAUAAGUCUGGUAGUAUUGAACCAGUGGAUGUAGCUAGAGUAGUCCUCGAGUGUGUUAGAGCUUCUAAUUCUCGUUCGCCUCCAUUGAGGGCAUUCAUUGAAACUAAUGACGAGCUCACAAUGAAAAUGGCCGAAGAAUCGACUGAAAGAUGGAAAAAGGGGAAGCCCCUAUCGUUGCUGGAUGGUGUUCCUAUUGCAAUAAAAGGCGAGUACAAGUUUGAUUCGUUCUCAUUUAGAGCUGGUGCUACAUUUAAGUCGGUCUGUUCCGAUAUAAAGGAGAGCUCGGUCAUAGCUAAGAGGCUCGUGGAAGCAGGUGCUAUUAUGAUUGGUAUCACUAAUAUGCAAGAAUUUGGUAUCGGAGUUUUUGGUUCCAAUCCCCACAAGGAGUAUUUGUCUGCAAGAAACCCAUAUGAUGAUAAGUGUUACUGUGGAGGGAGUUCCUCUGGAUCAGCAGCUGCUGUUGCCUCUGGUCUCUGUCCUAUUGCUCUUGGUGGUGAUGGAGGUGGCUCAGUUCGAAUACCGUCAUCUCUCUGUGGCGUCACUGGUCUUAAG